AUGUCUGCCCAACCCAUCAAGACCCCCUCCUCGGCCUCUACGCCCUCUGCCGUGCCCGGCACCACCGAAAAGGGGGCCAUGCUCUACUACGAGAAGCUCCGCAAGGAGCUGCGUGAAAUGCUACAGCGUAAACGCGUUCUCGAUAAGAAUCUUGCACAGUACGAGGAGAACAUCGCGAAAUGCGAGAUCGCCUACCUCGAGGAUACACAGAAUGGCAACAUCGUCAAGGGUUUCGACAACUACAUCAAGGGUACCGCCGCCCGGCGGAGGACCAAUAUCAGUGAUGCGGACCGCAUAUUCUCAUUGUCGUCGUAUUCAUAUGCUGCAAAGCUUCAACAGCAAGAAGACGCGACCCCAGCGACUAGCACUUCAACGCCGACGGUAGCCGAGAACUUGCCCAGGCUGAGUACCCAGAGCCGGAAUAAGAAGAAGCGGAGAAAGGGAGAAGAUGAGUCGGAGAGCCCGUCGGAGGUCGAGACACCGGGGCACAAGAGGGUGCGCAUCUCGUUUUCGGGACAGGGACAGGCGUAG
Morchella importuna is the source of this 531-nucleotide messenger RNA. RefSeq lists its product as uncharacterized. Gene Ontology annotation, cellular component: NuA4 histone acetyltransferase complex. The record is from RefSeq and is a predicted model, not a curated record. The transcript has 3 exons. Lineage: Eukaryota; Fungi; Ascomycota; Pezizomycetes; Pezizales; Morchellaceae. The coding region runs from base 1 to 531 and encodes 176 amino acids.